UAAAACUGAGCAUCCGCUAAGCGUUCCGAUUCAGUGAUUUGUGCAUCCCCUAUCUGCGGCAUCCUUUUAAAAAACCGCCACCUUCGGGAAUCCCGGGCCGGAUCUGCGAUCAUGUUCAGAGAAAUGAAUAUCCUGAUAAUCGCCGAAUUGUUUAUCCUCAACCACGUGUCCUACGUGUUGAGUAGACAACUGAAUUUCACGAUAAUUAAGAAGAGCUUUAAUCCUGAGCUCAAUUACCAGGACUAUUUACGUGACAUACCGGUGGCGAGAGACGUCUCUCAUCUGCCGAAGGAAUAUUAUGAUGCCGAAAAUGCAAUAAGGGAAUUGCAGCAGCUAAACAGAGAUAACAGAAAUUUGAUGCCCGAAUAUCGCAAUCUAUGCGAAACAGUAACGAAAAGAGUGGACCUUAUUGAUUCUGAAUACGAAUAUCAACCCCCGUAUUAUCAUGAGGUCUACUGUAAGGGCUAUUCAUUGUUGAGCGAAGAUGAACGAAUAGUGAAACAAUUGCAACAAAAAUGCGCUCAUCCGGCAUUCCACUGCGUGCAGAGAAGUCGAAUUUUGACUUUCGUUAAACGAAGUUGGGAAAAUGAAUGUUGGGAACCAUAUACAAUAGAAAUCCCCAGCGGUUGUGACUGCAUGUGGCCGGUUACUAAUCUUGGCGAGAUAAGCCAACAUUAUUGAUUUAAUAGUAAAGU
Messenger RNA from Temnothorax curvispinosus, 695 nucleotides. RefSeq lists its product as uncharacterized. The record is from RefSeq and is a predicted model, not a curated record. The transcript is spliced from 4 exons. The coding region runs from base 112 to 681 and encodes 189 amino acids. Lineage: Eukaryota; Metazoa; Arthropoda; Insecta; Hymenoptera; Formicidae.